Emericellopsis atlantica is the source of this 1391-nucleotide messenger RNA. RefSeq names its product phosphatidylinositol N-acetylglucosaminyltransferase-domain-containing protein. The coding region runs from base 55 to 1188 and encodes 377 amino acids. The transcript has 3 exons. Gene Ontology annotation, biological process: GPI anchor biosynthetic process. The record is from RefSeq and is a predicted model, not a curated record. Lineage: Eukaryota; Fungi; Ascomycota; Sordariomycetes; Hypocreales; Bionectriaceae. Gene Ontology annotation, cellular component: membrane; glycosylphosphatidylinositol-N-acetylglucosaminyltransferase (GPI-GnT) complex.
CUGGCACUGGGCACUCACAACCACCACCACCAUGAAAAGGACGCCUUGACAGCGAUGCCCUCGCACACCGACGACGAUGAGAGCGAGACACCGUUUCCCACGCUAGACCUCCACGUUUCCUCCCGCCUCGCCAGCGGCCUCCUGUCGCCCGACGAUGCCUUCCCCCCGCCGCACCGCGCCCCCUACGCGGGCGACAGCGCGAGCGAGCUGGGACGACCGCGCCUGCGAAGGCUACACAGCGAGCAGGGCGGCAGCCGGCGGCGCAAGAGGUCCUGGAAGAAGCUCAUGUGGGUGAAGCAGUCAUACCCCGACAACUACACCGACCAAGCGACCUUUCUCGGCGACCUCCAGCGGAACCCGCGCCUCAAGCCGUACGACUUUUGGCCCCUCGUCGCCGACUCGACCGUCAUCCUGCAGCACGUCUGCAGCGUCAUCAUCUUCGUCGUCUGCUUCGCCUUCAUUUUUCAGGACCGCGUAUCGCCCGUCUCCAUUGUGAGCUGGAGCAGUGGCGCCACCGUCGCGGGCUGGUUCGUGUGGGAGUACUGGACGAUUCCCCCCUUCAACCCGGGCGAGAUCAACCAUCUCCACGAACGUCUUGGCACCCUCAAGUCCUCGGCGCUCAUCUACUCGACGCUUCUCGGCCUGAGCCCCAUACUCAAGUCGCUGACCCGGUCGACGAGCAGCGACAGCAUCUGGGCCAUGUCCUUCUGGCUCCUCGUCAUCAACAUCUUCUUCUUUGACUACUCGGGUGGCGUGGGCGCCAAGUUUCCCGCCUCCUUGUCGACCAACGCCGCGUUGAUGGCCUCGACCGUGCUCGCGAGCCGUCUCCCCUCCACCACGCAAGUGUUUAGCCUCACGCUCUUCUCCAUCGAGGUUUUUGGGCUUUUUCCCGUGUUCCGGCGGCACGUCCGUCACCAAUCGUGGCAGCUCAACGUCGCGCUGACCAUCCUGCUCGUCCUGGGCGCGGGCCUUGGGGUGGGACUCGUGGUGCGGCAGAGGGAAGAUGGCGGCUGGAACUGGACGAGCGGCAUUGUGGGCAUGGUGAUCAGUGUGCUGUUGGCCGGUGUAGGCACGGGCGGGUGUAGCUGGUGGCUGAUUGGGUUGCAAAAGUACAAGAACGAGAUCCGAGGACCGUGGGAUCCUGCGAGGCCGAUUAUAAUGAAUCGGCAGAGGUGGGAUGAUAGGUAGCUGCGAGGCCUUGUCAAUAGUUACGAUGAAUAUACGUUGUCAAUCAUGAAAUGAGAACCCAAUGGUAUUCACUGCCGGGUACGGAACUGUAGCUACAAGAGUCUUUGCUACAUAUACAUGGCGACAUGGCUCACACAUGAUCAUCUAGGAAGGACAGCACAAGUGAAGGAAUGAUGAGUAGAUGGUUAUUCUUCAUGGAUGUA